Molecule: messenger RNA, 35750 nt
Organism: Pelobates cultripes (western spadefoot toad)
Lineage: Eukaryota; Metazoa; Chordata; Amphibia; Anura; Pelobatidae
Source: the annotation of a GenBank genome assembly
CAUCAGUGUGAUUGUAAACCAAGUCCUGAGCUCAGCUCCUCCUCCUAAACUGAUGUCAUUGUAUCAGUGAACAGAAGGAAGAACAGCAGCCAACCGCCAGGUCCACUUCCUCCAAAACACAGGGCAGUCACCCAGCACCCAUACUCACACACAGAGCACCCCUCUGCCUGCCAGCCAUGGACCUGGACACCAUCCUGGGCAAGCUGGAGACAGGGGAACAGGAACUGGUUCAGAAGACACUGACACAAUAUAACAAGGAGGUAAGGCAUGGAUGCUUUGAUCUGGCCUCUGGGUGCAUGCAUGGUGGGAAAAUGCUGCUUAAUGUGUGGGUAAUGGAUCAUCUCUCUGCUAAUCUCCCUCAAUCCAAGGAGGUGGGACCUUGGGAGGAAAGGGGAAAUCUCGGGAUGGAAUCCUGAGCUCUGAUAAUGAUACAGUAACACUCUGUGUGUAUUGAUGGAUUCGAUUGCAAAGCAUCAUGGGAGUUGUAGUCCUACAACAACUGGAGUUCUGGCUUUUUGUCAACCCUGGUGCAGAAUUUUACUUUCCAUAUCGGCUUCAGUUUCUAUAGGCCUGUGGGCUAGUCACCCACAGCAUUUGCAUCUGUCAGCUUGGAGAUAGCCUGCUGUCAGUGAUUGAGAGGAAAUUAAUUUAUCAAAUGCUAAUUCUAUGUGAUUUUAGGUUCUGUUGUAUUUUUGUUUCAUUGUGUGGAAGGGUUGCAAUUUACAUACAUUUAGGUUAAAAGCGGAUUAUUAUAACAGGCUUGCAAUCUUCACGGCUUUUAUUUAGUAAACUGAAAAUUGUGGAUUAUUGAACGUGGAAUGGCAAAUUUUUGUCAAAACAUCCUCCAAACUCGGCUAUUUUUCCAUUUCGUCUGUUUUGGCCUUAAAGGACCACUCUAGGCACCCAGACCACUUCAUCGUAAUAAAGUGGUCUGGGUGCCUGGUCCAGCUAGGAUUAACCCUUUCUUCUAUAAACAUAGCAGUUUCAGAGAAACUGCUAUGUUUAUAAAUGGGUUAAUCCAGCCUCUAAAGCCUCUAGCGGCUGUCUCAUUGACAGUCGCUAGAGGAGUUUGCGUGCUUCUCACUGUGAAAAUCACAGUGAGAAGACACCAGCGUCCAUAGGAAAGCAUUAUGAAUGCUUUCCUAUGAGACUUGCUGAAUGCACGCGCGCGCAGCUCCUACCACGCAUGCGCAUUCAGCCGGAGAGGAGGCGAGGAGGAGGAGAGCUCCCCGCCCGGCGCUGGAAAAAAGGUAAGUUUUAACCCUUUCCUCUCCAUCCAGCCCGGCGAGUGUUUUCCUGGCACUAUAGUGGUCCUUUAAAUUCUGCAAUGACAAUUUUAAUGUUAAUCUAUAUUUCCUUGUUUUAGUGAAUAAACCACUUGGGCUGCUAUUUGUAAACAAAACUCCUGUGGAGAGCAGCUUUGUUUAUCUGCAGCCAGAUUAGAUGGCUGUCUGAGGGUGAUGGGGCUGAAAUUCGCUGCGUGUGACUAAAGUUCCCUAUUGCUACUCACGCCUUGUGAUAUACAAUUAUUAUUUUUAUUCCGCUGUGCUUUACAAUUAUAGAAUGGGGAUAUUUGAUAAGUAACUGGAAUGAAAAUAUAACGAGAGACGAGGUGAAGCAGGCCUUGUUUAAACUAGCUUACAAUGUACGAGAAAUACAUUACUGUAUAUAUGUUUUUUUUUUUUUCAGGGUUAUUUUUAGCAGAAGUGGGACAUCAUAAUUCUCCCAUGUUGCCCCCCUUUUCAGUUUUUUCUUCUACCAGGAAACUGCGUUAUAAUUGGAUUCAUUCUGCAACUAGUUCAACUGCAGAACUGACACUUUUUAAUAAGGCCUGCUUGUUUGAUUAAUGGCUUUGAGUUUUGUACUAGGUGAGUGUUUGCAAAAUUCUGAAAGGGUUGCUCAAACCAUCAUUACUACUGCAGAACGCUGUAGCGAUUAUGAUGUGAGGAAUACUCUUAUGCUGUUCUCCGAUAAUGGGGCAAACUGCUUUUACAAUGGUUUGCUCUCUUAAUUUAUGUUGUCCCGCCAGUCCUGGAAGGUCCCAUAAUUGGUGCUGAUGCCGACCCUGACGCUCUAAUUUACUCUGAGGGUGUCAUAGAAAUAUGCACAGAAUUAACAAUAUCCAUCUCGGAACUCUUGUUCCAGGUUGACGAAUAACAUUGCUGGGGGUGAAAUCACAACACCGUGAGCAAAGGGGUUAAAUCCAGUAUGUAGAGCUUUUCAUAGCGAAACGCUGCAUAUAUAAACUCUAGGCACCAUGACCACUACAAAUCACUAAACUGAUCGUGGUGCUUGGAUUAACCCUUUACGGUAAGUGAUGAACUUAGAACUACAUAUAUUUGUAAACUACGUUUCUCGCACUGGUGUGGCCAACAAAUUUUGGGGUGCAAAUGUUCACUAUUGCAGUUCUAAAUUCAUUAUGAGGUUUGUUCAUUAAACAGUGAAUCAAAAAACAUAUUGCUAGAACAAAUCUAAAACAGCCACGGUAGUAGCUAAAUCAGAGAAAGCUUAAUUUUUUUAUUUUGUCCUAAAUUUAUUUUUGGUUUUCCGUUUACCAAAAUACAUUGUCAAUGAGUUCCUUUCUAUACAGAAACACUCCAAUAUCAAAUCCCAGAUUAUUUUAAACCUUUUUUUUUUUCCCCAGCAAUUUUAUAGAAUAAACCAUUUUUUUCCUGAAACCAUGUAAGAAAUAAAUAUGCUCCUGAAUUGGUAUUAUGGACUGAUUUUUAUAUAUUUAUUAUUUUACUUUAUUUUUUAUUUUAAUCUAUGAAAUGGUUCAUUUGUACCAUUUACAUAUAUACUAGACAUACACAGUACAUUUAUACAGUAGCGUAGCUAGCGGUAUUGUCGCUGGGGCGCUCCCUAAGUUUGCCACUCCUCUCAGCCUGGCCUCAUCACUAAGGUCACCCCAGCCCUGGGGAAUACAGGGAGCAGGGAUAUGACGUGACUCAUAUCACCAUCCUCUUCACACAGCCUGAGGCAUAUGUAUUUGUAUUGAGUUGGAAUGCAGGGGUGUAUUUGUGUGCUGUGUUAGCGUUGGAAUGCUGGGAUAUAUACUUUGCCACACACAGAUACAUACAUAUGCACACACUCAGAAUAACACUGAUACACAGUUACACACACACACACACUUAUGUACACACUGAUAUACACACAGACCCGGGUACACAUACACCCAUUUAUAAAAAUAACAAUUUACAUAUUUUAGCCACCCUUCUGUUUCCUUACUUUUUGGGUACAGAAGCAUGGCUUCCCUGGGGUACAGUGGGAGUUGGCUUUCCUAGGCUGAUGGAAAUCUGAGACACAGGUGUCCCUCUGUCCUCCUCCUCCGUAUUGGUUAAUCCGUCUCCUCUCCACGCUGCGCCCUGUUUACUGGGAGGAAGUGAUCUGAACCCACUUCUUCUCAGCUGGUCGUGGUGGAACAGUGGCUCAGUCCGGUGCAGUAUUAAAGGGCUGAUUACCUUAAAGCAACAUCGCCAUCCAGUGGCUGCACGGCCUGGCCCGCCCCCAUGUGCUGCAGCCCACUGUGAAAUUUCCCGGCCAAGUCAAGUGAGAUUGUGCAUGCCACUCCCAAAAAGGCGCCGCCCGGGGCGGUUCGCCCCCUCCACACUACACCACUGCAUUUCUAGAUAUUUUGUUACACUUAAAGAUAGAUUUCUCUUUCUUUGACUGCAUGUAGCAUGAAGUUAAACAGUUACUUCUCUGGUAAUUACAUUAUUGAACAAAAUAUUGAAAUGCGUCAUAUGAUGUUUUGUUUUCUUUGAAAUGUAUGUCUAAAAAUGUUGCACAUGACAUCUAAUGCCUGUUCAGUCCAAACACAGCCAAUGCACACAUUGCAAAUGAAGAGUCAAAAUAGAAGCAUUAUUUAAUUUCUCCUCUGCUCUGUAUUUUGUCUGUAUGCUGUCAGGUGAACAGAGUGUGUAACAAAGACUGUUGAGUCAAGAUGAAGGUAUUUAAUUGAAGAAUGAAGGGUUAUGAAUUUUUACUUUGCAUGUCUCACAAACCCAAACUUGUUAAAGGGAUACUGUAGUCACUAAAACAACUUUAUCUUGAUGAAUUAGUUUUGGUGUAUAGACCAUGGCCCUGCAGUCUCACUGCUCAAUUCUCUGCAAUUCAAAAGUGAUAUCACUUUGUUUAAAUAGCCCUAGUCACACCUCUCUACAUGUUACUUACACAGACUUCCUGUAAGGAGAGAUUUCAUGUUUACACUUCCUUCAUUGCACAGUUUGUUUCAUUUAGAAAUUCUUAUCUCCUGCACAAUUAAUAGCCUGCUAGGCCUUGCAGGAGCUUCCUGUGUGAGGUUAAAAGUCAAUUUACAGAGCAGGAGAUACAAAAAUCUAAAGUAAGUUUGCAUCUGACUGAAAAUGAAACUAGUUUUUUUUCUUUUUUAUGCCGACUGUGUCAGUCACAGCCAGGGGAGGUGUGGCUAGUGCUGCAUGGACAGAAACAAAAGUAAUUUAACUCCGAAAUGGCUAUUAAUAUCAAUAAGCUAAAUGUGUUUUUAGUGACUAUAUAGUGUCCCUUUAAACAUACAGGCUUGUUCACUAAAGUGAGAACUGUCAGGAAUUUAAAGUGUAAAUUGUGGAAACAUUCUCCAAAUCAGCUCCCAGGUCUGUUACUUAGGCUUCUAAUUUGAAACACGCUUCCCACUUCAGUGAAUAAUCGAGCGAGGAGAAUAGCAAACCCAAUUGGAAGUUUCAAUGCCCCUUUAAAGAACUUUGUACCGGAGAGCUGGUAUUACACAGCCUAUCUCCACUUUGGAUCCCAGGGAGGUUCAGGAACAAGCAAUUAUAAAUCCAUAGGGUAAAGUAUCCAGCAGGCAAAAUACCACAGCAGUAUCCCAACAGCAAUCCCAAUAACUGGACGACACACAGUUUCAGGAGCAGAACUAAAGCUUUAUUCAGACAGUGGCCCUUUAAAGCCUGCUCCCAUGCAAGGGAGGGAUUUUCCUUCAUUAGUACAGUAGCCAAUCCUGCUCUGGUAACCUCCCACACAUCCCCUCCCCUCAGCCUGCAUCAUAAUCCCCUUAUCCAGCACACCAAUUCCCCCCCCCGUUUCUGGAUGUACCCCUAAACUUAGGGGUACCACUUUAAAUUAUACAUCCCCUGGUAGCUCUGAUCUGGGUGAACAACAUAUCCAAAAAUCACCCAGAUCAGACCAGGGGUUCGGGAAAUUCAUGGAGGGAAUAAAAUGACCGACCGCACUGGAUAUAACAGCCGAAUGAGGUUCCAUGCGAAUGGGCCCUGCGGUCGGUCCUGGAGUCAGGGAUUAAACGGCACGAAAGCCUCUAGCUACAGAGACUAGGGAGGGUUCGCCUGAAUCCCCUCGUUCGGUUCUUUCUAUUUACCGAACGAGGGGCCGUUCGGUAGUUUGGAACCGAACGGACCGGGCUUGUGGAGGUUUCAGCGGUGUUCGCCUAGUCGAGUGUCCGAUUUGAGUUCCAGACACUCGACGGCAAAACACCGCUGUUCGGGAGUUUUAAAAUGGCCGCCGCCACGUGUUCGUUUUUCGAAUGGCGGCCACCCCCGAGAACAAAGGACGGCUACUUAGCUUGUCAAUUACCCGUUUGCAACAAUGUUGCAACGGGUAAUUGAAGGCACACUUCACACAGGGGAGGUCUGACUGUUCGGUAGUUUCAUUCGAACAAACUAAGGGAAUGAAACUACCUAACAUUCAGACGAAUACAAUAUAUUUAACACAUAGAACUUAGUUACUUCACACGAAUGCAUUCAAAUACAUGUAAUUUCUUAGGACAGCCCAGUGCCAUCCGCUACAAACUUAAUAUUGAUUUAAUAUUCCAUGUUUGGGGCUCUCUCUAAUUCUUUUUUAGUGAGAUAUGGAACGUAGGAGGCAGCACGAGUGGGAAACAAAAAUAAGAAUUUAAAUAUUAUUUAAUAUUUUAAACAAUGCAAUAAGAAGGUAUUGUGUCACUGCCAACAAGCUAUAGAAGCCAAGAUCCAUUAUUUAUUCAUGAUCGCUAACCUAUUCAGCCACACUACGCAUUUGGUAUUAGAAAAAAGGUUAAUAUAAUGCGCAUUAAAUAUUAAAAUGAUUGAUCAGCGGGUAGGCAGCAUGAUCUAAAACAAAAUAAUUUGGAAAUUGGAAAUGCAACACAACAGGCUCAUAGAAUAGGUAGGGUGUCCACAUGUGUUCUUUAAAGGGGUACUAGAACAACCUUUUUACAAAAUGUGUUUUUCCUGGAACACUAUAGUGUCAUGAACAAAAACAUGUAUUCCUGACACUAUAGUGUUAAACUCACUAUUUAGGUUCUCAGCAUCCCUGUUUUGAAGUCACCUUUAUUCCAUGCUGCACCAGCUUAGCCGCGGCUGGCCAAUCCUGCAUGACUGAGAUCAUCAGUCUUGAUGAUCUCAGCCAAUCCAAAGCUUUCCCAUACUAAAGCAUUGGCAGGAUAUUGCACUUGCUCUUCAAAAAUACCACACUGCGCCAAUCAGCAUCUCCUCAUAGAGAUCAUUUCAAUAAAUGGGGAACAUUCAGCACCUCCAUGCAGCGUGUCGAGCAAAAAUGCAGAACUUAGAAAAAUCUCCAACUCGGCUAUUUUGCAGCCCUGUUAUUUUAACUUACAAUCUGCAAUUCCACACAUUUCCCAGCUCAAUGAAUGAAACAAGUUCUAUAGCUGGUAUAUUGUAUCUCUAGGAGCCAGUGAUGUACAUCUAACCGUGGGUAAACCAGUGUUGUAAAGUUGCAUGCAGGCUUUCCCCUUUAAUAUUCUCUGGGCCUACUCUAAAGUGCUGGUCGUGUUUUUGGUCGAAGCCUUAAGCUACUUUUAAUAAGUCCACCUGUCCUGUGGGUCAUUAUAUUUGCCUGCUAUUUAUUGCAGAUCUCCUUAAAGGACCACUAUAGUGCCAGGAAAACAAAGUCCCGUGGCGCUGAAGGGGGAGGAAGGCGGUUAAACACUCACCUUUUUUCCAGCGCCGGGCUCCCUCGGCGCUGGGACUCUCCUCCCACUUCUUCCGUCAUCAGCUAAAUGCGCAGCAAGAGAGGCGCGCGCAUUCAGCCAGUCUCAUAGGAAAACAUUCUCAAUGCUUUCCUAUGGACGCUGGCGUCUUCUCACUGUGAAAAUCACAGUGAGAAGCGCGGAAGCGCCUCUAGCGGCUGUCAAUGAGACAGCCACUAGAGGCUGGAUUAACCCAUCGGUAAACAUAGCAGUUCCUCUGAAAUUGCUAUGUUUACAGCAGAAAGGGAUAAACCUAGCUGGACCUGGCACCCAGACCACUUCAUUAAGCUGAAGUGGUCUGGGUGCCUAUAGUGGUCCUUUAAACCUUUCUGUAACCAGAGUGACCUCACAUGGUUUGCAGUGCGCCAGCAGACUGCACCAUAGACGUAUCAAAUUGCACAAACGGCAAAAUAAACUCUUGGCAACUGCUAUCUAUUUAAGGGCCACACAAUUCCCAUCAUUUUGAGCUUUAUUCUGUUUGUGUAGCAGGGCAGGGCACGGUGCAUUGCCAUCAGGUUUAGAAGGGUGUUGGCUAAUGUAACCACUACAGAUGUUUGAGGACUACAUUACCCAUGAUGCUUAAUUAAUUUCUAGGCUGGUGGGACAUAAUUUUGAUUGGAGAGACUGACACUGUGAAGUGCAUCAUACCUAAGCACCGUGAAGCUUUGGGACAUGCGUGUCUCAGCCUGCCCCAGAUUAGUGGGAGUUACUCUCCUGGGAAUUCGAUGCUAUUUGCAGCCGUAGCCAGGGUUUACAGAACAUUGAUCUGUCUUAUUCCCAGGCAAUCAAACUUUAAGAAAAAAUAAAGUUUAAUAAUGUAUCCUGGUUAUGAUGCUGACUUUAAACAGAAUUGUUAUCAGCAUAAACUUGUAUCUGUAAACUGAUCUGGGUAAUUUACACAUUGUGCAUGCAAAUUCCCUUUCCCUGCUCACACCAAUGCAAAACAUCAGCUCAUAUUGAAUUAAUUGAAACAUUUUUAAGAGACCAAUGAAUGUAUAAUUUCGAAGCAAUGACUGUUUUUUUUUUUUUUUAAAAUCAGUUAUGUAUUUUGUUUUGCAUAUUGUAUCGAAACUAUUUCCCCCCUGCUUAAUAGUGUCUUUAUUAUGUAGGAUCCAUAGGUGUAACAAUAAUGUAAUCCCACCUCUGCUAUCACUCUCCUCCCUCUCCCCCCACACUUAUAUUAUUGGCCCUGUUUGGGAACACUUCUAAGCAGAUUGCACAUGGCCCAUGAUACCGAACUGAUGGCUUGAUUGUUGGUUAAUUUCUGUGUCAGAAUGGAAGUACCACUGGCCAGCCACCCAUUCCUUUUUUAGCUCUAGGAAAUCAUGAGGUGCACUAACCAGGAAUAAUUACAUGCAUAUGCUGUAGUUGCCAUGACAUGGAGCUAGGGAAGAGCUGGUCGGAGUGGUUCCCCAUAUCCUGAGAAAACUUCCACUCUGUGGGCUGUAACGUUAACACAACAAGGUGCUACUAAUGGUCUUUAGGUGCGUAAACGCAGUCUUUGAAACUAUGCUUGCCCUCCAUCUUGCUUAUUAUAUCUUUUAUAUAUACAUUUUUAUUUUAUUUUAUCUCUUGAGAAUCUGAGUUCUUAUUAAAGGACCACUUAGUCCAGACAUGAGUCAGAUGCAUCUUUCACUGGGCCCAACACAAGAUCUUGUAGAGACAGUUGUUGAAAUGUUUUGUAUGUUUUUAGUGUCUUCUGCACAAGCGUGUAUAAUGAUACACUUGCGGUGUGCUGCUUGAGGACAGGACAAAAUCAGGAUAGUGGCAAAGGACCCUAAAAUAGGGACUGCCUGGCCAAAUCAGGACAGUUGGGACUAGGGAUGCACCGAAAUGAAAUUCUGGACCGAAACUGAAAAUUCAGGAUGCCCUUGUCCAGAAACCGAAACCGGCUUUUUCCCCAAAUGAUUUUAAAAUAGUUUUUUCUAUAAUUUUAUUCAUGUUAGACUUUUCAAUUGUCAGCAACUUACAGUAAAUUUCAUAUUUUAGGCUAUAAAAACUAAACUAGGAAAAAAAAAGGAAUUGUUUUCAGUUUGGCUAAUUUAGCGUAAAAUAAGAAAAUCAGUUUAAUUUUACAUUCACUUCCUCACAAUUGACAGCUAAGUAAUAACCCUGCAUUUAUUACUAGGUCAAAGAGGUAGCUGUUGUAAAAUUUCAACUCCCAUGAUGCUCUGUGAGCCUAAAGGGUGAGAUAGCAUCAUGGGAGUUGUAGUUCUUAAGCACCCGUGACUGUGGCUGCUAUAUGUCUUGUCCAGGUUCGACCCUCUCAUCCCCAUGGCUGCUGCUCUCCUCUGCCAUUUCCCCCAUAGACAGGUGUUUUCUACCCCCAGUGGAGGUUGCAGCUGCCAUGGAUGUCCGGUGGGGUGGUCACCAAGUGCUGGGACAGGUCCCCCGAGUAGCUGAAUGACCUUGCCGGGAAGCAGAGCUGGCAGUCCUCCCCUCGGCCCGCACCGUAGGCGGCUCCCCGGUACCCCAGCCCAUCAAAGCCCUCAGGCCUGCAAGGCUGCAUGCUCUCCGGGACAGCUUCACGGGCAGCGUCUGUCAUCAAGGCGUCCGCUUCCACGUCCCAUGACCACCCAGCCUUCCGACACCUGCUAGAAAGCGCACUGCGACACAGGGGUUACAAACACUAGAGAACGCAGCUUAUGGCUUGUCCUGUACCAGUUCUACUUCCGUGCGCUACUUUCUCUGGUGUUUACAACUCCUGUGCGCCGCACGUUUGAUUGAUGGUCAGAUAAGUAGUUUAUAUAAUCUAUACCUGGCAGCUCAUUGUGCUGGGUUUCGUGGGAACCGAUGUCAGGUCCUCUGCUGCUGAAAAAAUUAACAACCUGCCCUGGGGGGGUGGGGGUGUGUAAUGUUCGGCACAUAUGGCACAUUUUUUGGCCAAAAUGGGAUAGGCCUAGUUGGGACGUCUAAAAAGAAUAAUUGUAGUUGUAUUAUUUGACCUAUUUAUUUAUUUAUUUUUAGACGACAUUCACACCUUUUUCUGGUGAAAUUAACAGCAAAUGUAUAAUUUGUAAGACAAACCGAUCCCACAUGUACCCCAACCCACCCAAACAGCCUGGUACUCUGCACUGCCAACAAUAAAUAACAUCAUGGGGCCACACUGUUUUUAUGGUACGUUACCAUACACACAUUAUGAUAUAUAUUUUUUUCUUGUUAAAAAUGUUUCCUAUAAACUUUUAUUUGGGGGGAAAACCCCCAAAAUGAAGGCACAUUAUUUUUAUAUCAAAGCCUGCGUAAAGGAAUUGCAUAAAUACCAAUAAAAUAUUGUGAUACACCAGAAUAAUCAAUAGUAAUUAAACAUGCUUAACUUGCAGCAGAGCUCAAUUUCCACAUAGAACAGUUUUGUCAGAACCUUUGUAGUGCAUAUAUAUAAUAUCCAGACACUGUUACACAAACAGUAUUUAAUUGUUCCCCAGUGAGUGCUCUGCUCAAAUCAACAGUAUCUGGGCAUGACUCAUUUUUUUCCCCCCUGGAAAAAGGUAUUCUUGUUCAUGCUCACCUGUUGUUGUUGUUUGAGAAUGAAGUUCCUAUUAAAUCUGGGAUGUAACAUAAAGGGUGUCACUUGAAGUGACAUCUAUUUUUAAAAGCACCAUAACCACUGCAUGGGACUAUAGUGGUUAUGGUGCCAGAAGUGCCUUUGUAAUCCCCUGCCAGCACAAUUGGUUAAACCGUUUUAGGUUUGACUUCUUACCUGGGGGUUCUCACACCACCACAAGUACAGUCUGCAGAAGCUCUGCAUGAGGACAUCCAGAGGCAUCUCAAACCCCAGCUGAGGUCGGGGGAGCGGAGUCGGAGCAUGACCCAGCGCCGAGGGACAUCAGAGCUGGAAUCCAUUAAGUGACACCUUUUUAUCGGCACACAAGGUGGUGAGGGGGGCAAUAUAGGAUACUAUAGCGCUAGGAAAACUACUUUGUUUCUUAGCACUGUCGUUUCUCUUGAACUCAUUGGCUGUAAGUGAUAAGUUGACACUGGUGGAUGCUAUAUUUGUUGGACAGAACGUACACAGAUUUUUUUUGUUUUGUUUUUGAUGGAACAAAAUGAUAUAGAAAGCAAUGAGCAAUGGUUUAUUAGUGAUCACGAGGGAACAAAUAAACACAGUGUUUCCAAAAUAGAUAUUUAUCAUGGGGACUUCCUCCUUUGCAAAAUCAAAAUUGUUUUUGUGGAUUUUCUUUGUGUGUUGACUGUAGAACGAAAUUCUGUGUUAGAUGGCUCUUUUGCCAGUUUCUGCUAGAAAUUCACAUACAUAGUUUCAGAGAAGGCACACCAAAUCUACCAUAGUCCCCUCCCCCCUCCAAAAACUCCUCUCCCCCCAUUAUUGGGGUAAGGGAACAUUAUUUCUUACCUGUAACAAUGCUUCUAGAUGGACGUGGUGGUUGUGGGAAAUAUGUGGGACCCAAGAAACUGUGAAAGCAGGUAUAGCGGCUCAACAACUAGAUUACAUAGUUACAUAGCUGAAAAGAGAUUAAAUGUCCAUCAAGUUCAGCAUUCCUCACAAUUUUUUAACGGUUGAUCCAAAAGAAGGCGAAAACCCCAGUUUGAAGCACUGCCAAUUUUGCAAAAAAUUCCUUCUUGACCCCAGAAUGGCAGUCAGAUUUAUCCUUGGAUCAAGCAGUUAUUGCCCUACAUUGAAGGUUGGUGCCUGAUUCGUAAGGACAGACAUCUAAUAGAUCUGAUAGAGAUUGAAAUACUUGGAUGCUAAUGGGAAAAACUCGAAAGAUUUAAAAUUUUCCUGAAACGCCUUGAGUAUGGUAAUAAACCGGUAGGAGGACAUGAAACUGCGUAUGAAUGGAAAACCUGUACAGCAUGUGAAGUUGUAAACCACAUAGGUAGAGUUGAUGCAAGUUAGAGGUGGCAAAAGAAGCAAAAACCAAUUGCAGACAACAUAGUGACAGAAACAGUAUACGCGAAAAGAAACCUCAAAAGGAGAAGAAGGCCCUAACACAUGAAACCGCGAGAGUUAGUAGAAAAGAGCCAGACGUGAAAGAUGAUGACCACGAGCUAACGAGGCUGGUAGGCCGCGAGCAGACCCCGAAAUGCAGGGAAAUGGCAGCAGCUACGGGAGAGGCUUUAGGCAGAGCCAUGUGGAAAGCGUAGGGGAGGCACAGGACAGAUCGUACGAAAAAGGUGCUGGAAGUCUGGCUCUGAUCCAGCCAGAGCAGCAGAUGCCAAUGACCCAAACUGCCAUCCGAAACCGCCGACAGUAGCGAAGACAAACCGGGGGGGAACAAUGGAGAAGUAAGAGUUAACUUGGGGCCCCCUCCAGCAACAGCGGUACCCGUGGAGGCGGAAAGACACCGAGAGUUCAGCUGUCCGAAAGGCUGCCGGGGAGGGAAUAAGUUGACUCGCGAGAACCGCAGCGAAGCGAGGAAGAGAGCAGGACACCAAAAGAAGGUAGGAGUAGCCGAAACACCAUAGUGAGAUGAGUAACAGACCUAGCCAGAGAGCCAGGUGGAAAAAUACCAUGCCAGUGCUAGAAAAUAGACGAAUAAACAGCGCGUCAGCGACCCAAAGCGUGUUUGAGUGUGUGUGUGUGAACUGGCAUACUAGCUAAUGCCAAGGAGGUGAAACAAUUGGACGUGAAACAAUUGAAAACUGAGUUUGGUGACAGGUGAGGCCCUGCUAGAUGCCAAGCGGUAUGAGUGGCUCUAUUUAUGCAUUGGCGCGAGGGGAUAACGUGGCCACUGAACGUCGUGGCGGGGUGUUGGCCUGUCCUCUCGGUGACAGUUAAAAAAUAAUAUAGAAUGGGAGUGACAGGUGAGGCCCUCUCUAUGCCACAAUGCAAGGCGAAUAACUAUGAUUUGGCCCGUGGGGCGUAGUACCUCAGAGUAUGAGGAUGGGUGUUGGAGUCGCAGAACCACUAACCUAGGCGAAGAAGCCAGGGAGAAUUAUAACUAGUGGACACCUAGGACCCUGACAGCCAGCCACAGCUAACUAAGAGGGGGGGGGAGGUAGCGUGAGAGAGGACGGAUAUGAUGAAUGUGCAUCGAAAAACGUGAGGGUGAAUGAGGAAGUACCGCAGGACCGACCGUAACUGAAGUGCAGAGUGAGCACGUCAGAGUCCAGGUGGUCAGGCCGUAUGGAGCAUGCCCGGCAAUAGGUAAGAGAAUACGUGUUGGAGUAAAGCCCAUGGGGUACACGAGACCCAGUGUGUGUGUGUGAGUGCGAGUGCUGGCAUACUAGCUAAAGCCAAAAAGGCGAAAUAAUUAAGACUAGGGUUGGUGACAGGUGAGGCCCUGCUAAAAGCCAAGCGGCGUUAGAGGCUCUGUCUAUGCAUUGGCGCGAGGGGGUAACGUGGCCACUGAACAUUGUGGCGGGGUGUUGGCAUCUCGGUGACAGGUAAACAUAAGAUAGAAUGGGAAUCUCGCGAGAGGAACCAGGCGGAGCUUUAGGUUAGAGCUCCUCCGGGUUCCUCUCCUGGCUCCCUUACUCUCUCCCCGCCGGCGGCCGCAGUAUACUGUAUGUGGGCUGGUGAGGGAGAUCUUUGAUCUCCCCACCGGCCCGCCAUGGACUACUGCAGGGCCAGCGUUCGGAUAGCGCUGGCCCUGCAGGGGCUGGCAGGGGAGAUCCUGUGAUCUCCCUGCCAGCCUUGGCCCAUGGGCACCGCGGCCCACGGGGCAGUUGCCCAGUGUGCCCGAUGGCCAGUCCGGGCCUGCACCAUGCGAACAAUAAACAGACCAUUACGAGCGAACGCUGCCAAGUCAUACUUUUUUGACCUUACUAAUCCCCUAAGUGUCCAGCUCUGCCACCACAUGUUAGGAGGACCAGGGGAAAGUGCAACAUGAAUUCACGCUAAGCUGGGUUCACACAAAACAUGUAAUUAACAUUCAGGGUAUUUUAAUCAAUGCGCAAGUGUUCCUGACCCUAUAGUGAUCCUUUAUUCCUUAACCUUGGCUAGUUUAUCGAUUUCUGUGUACCGCUCUAGUCCUUGGUGGGCGUUCGCAUGUUUUUUGUUUUUUUCUCGACCGGUCCCGCCAUUUCUCCUGUUUUGCUGCACGAAUGCCUCACUCGUUCAGGGAGCCCAUUUCUUUUGCUGGGAUUCGCUUACAGCGUGAACACGCCCACGCGUGUGUUAUAGGACUUUCACUCACAGCACCCUCACUCGCACAAACUGCAAUCUUGACACUCACAGCACCCUCACUCGCACACACUGCACCCCUGACACUCACAGUUCCCUCACUCACACACACUGCACCCCUGACACUCACAGCACCCUCACUCACACACACUGCACCCCUGACACUCACAGCACCCUCACUCGCACACACUGCACCCCUGACACUCACAGCACCCUCACUCGCACACACUGCACCCUCACUCGCACACACUGCACCCCUGACACUCACAGCACCCUCACACACCGCUUACUCACAUAGCACCCUCACGCAAACAGAGCACCCAUCACACACAGCACACACACACUGCACCCUUACCCACAUAGCACCCUCACGCAAACACAGCACCCAUCAUGCGCGCACACACACACACACUACACCCCUUACACACACACUGCACAAGCAUUUUUGUCUCCUGGUAUCCCAUCUAUGGAGACACCAGAGACAAAUUUCAAGCAAACACAGUGCAAGCAUGUUAUUAAAUUCGCUUGUGCUGUGCAGAACAAAUACAGGGUAUUUUUCUCAUGCUAGAGCUCUUCAGCAGAGCUCUGCACAUGAUCUACCCUGGAAGAGCAUUGAACAAACAUGCUCACUUUGUGAUGGGGUGUGCUUGUCAUUGGUGAUGACAAAACACGCCCUAUCUGGCCCCGCCCCCUUUUAAGUGGGCCACUGUAAUUAAAAAAUGCCCGGGCCGAAUUUUCUUCCCAGUCCGGCACUGGCAUGGUGGAACACGAUUGUUAAAAUAUGAAAGCUGGCACUCUAGGAGUUAAUUGGUGUAUUUGAUUGGCAGCGGAAUGUAAUUCAUCUCUUUUAAUGAAUAUAGUCAGUGUGACUAAACUACUAUAUUAGCAGCAAGUACAGUCAGAAAGUGCUGAUAUUUUUCCUGUCUCCUAGAUAUUCUUAAUAUUAACUGCUGGAUAUUGUUGAACAGUUUUACCUGUGAAUUCUGUAUACGCACUGAUAGAAUAUAAGCUAUUUAUUUUAUAUUUUCUGGGUUAGGUAAUAUUUCCAUACCUAAGGAUGUAUAGAAUGAUUAUAUUUAACUUUUUAUUUAAUUUUUUUUCACCACUACAUUCACUAGUGAGAAUUCAUGGUGAAUUUCAAAUUUAAGAUCAAAAGAGGUAAAUGAAAAUAUUUUAAAUUAGUCUGCUUUGAGGUUCACUGCUCCAAACUUUAAUUUAAAAUUCACUUUGAAUUCUAACUUUAGUAAAUAGCCCAGUAUGUGUCUGUGUAACUUAAUUUGUCUGUCGCAAUUUGUAGGACCAAGAAUGUAUAUAUUUUUUUUUAGAUAAUCACAACAUUUUUUAAAAAACUCUAUUUAGGUCAACUCCAUCUGUUGGGAAAUUUCAUGACUUUCAUGGCAAAGCAUCAUGGGAGUUGACGUUCCUCAGGAGAAGAUUUUUUUUUUAAAUUAAUUUUUUUUAUUACGUUUUUUGUAACACCCCUAAUUUUGAUAUCUCCUCAAUGGCCUUGGAUACCAUACGGGCUUAAGUUUAAAUAUGCUACAUCUAUUAAAUGUCCACAGAGACAGCUUCUACUAAAAAGAUAUUAAACGCUUACAGAAAGAUUUACUGAUGGGCCGCCUUUUAAUAUAAUCCUUUUUUUUUUUUUUGCAGAAUUCACAGUGCUUUUUCUUCAGUACAGAACAAAGGGAGCAACGCAAGGUUAGUUGUACAGUACUGUGAUAGAUCUGUGACUAUUCUGUUUCAGAAUGUUAACCUACUUUCUUGCUCAGAACAUUGUUACUACACAUACUCUCUCUCUCCCUGUCUCUGUCUCUCUCUCUUUCUCUCUCUGUCUCUCUCUCUCUCUCUCUCUCUGUCUCAUCACCCAUCUACCCCCCCCAUAUAGAUGUUCUGAUUCAUGAGAAGUUAUGCAACUCACUGCUGUACUUUCAGCAGCUCCAAAAUUUAUUAUUUAUAUAGCACCAGCAAAUUCUAUAGCGCUGUACAAUGGGUAAUAAUAGAAUGUAUUCCAUCAAAGUCACUCACCAUUUCCUGCUAGCUUUGUAAUAACAACAUCCCUCCUUUUCUGGCCUGGGGCAACUCAUAUUUUGAUGAAUGUUGUUCAAAGCUGUUAACACAGUCUUCACUUCCUUUCCAUCAUCUGCUGAUUUUGUUGUGACUGUUAUUUCUCCUUAAACUUCUUUUUAUUCUUCUAUCCCUUUCCGUAUUUGAAAUGCAGCAACACGAUUUGGCAGAGGUAACAUGUUUAAUUAGCUGCAAGAAGCAAAGAGUCUUCUUUUCCUAAAGCACAGUCCCACGCAGGCCUGAGACAGAGUGUGUGUGUGUAUAUAUGAACCUGUGAUUGUGGUGUGCAGAUGAAAAUGUUGCUAAAGCGGCUCUGUCAUCUCAAUAUCAUUUUUUAUUGGCUCUGUGUUUCUUUGCUUCCCUUUUAUAACCCUAUUUUGAAUUUUUUUUUUAAUUUUUAUGUAUUCUUUUGCUAUGCAUAAGGGAACGUAUGGACGUUCGGUAUGUGUAAUUGUCAAAGGGAAGAACUGCAGUCAGAUCUGUCAGAAGAUAUUUUGCAGGUCUCAUAUAACACCCAACUUCUCCAUGAGUUUGGUCUUUCGUGGUUUUGUUUGGCAAUGCACAAGCAUUUUUAUAAAAGGAAUGGAGCAUUUUAGAAAAACAGCGCCUCAGAGGGGAUAUGAUAGCAUUAUACUAAUAUUUUCGGGGUCCAAUACAAACCAUUAUUUGGAAAUCUAUUCACAAACUGGACUAUACAUAGGACACGAGGUCAUGUGUUUAGACUGGAAUAAAGGAGAUUUAGUCUAAGGCAAAGGAAAGGGUUUUUUUUAUAUAUAAGAAGAACAAUAAGGAUGUGGAAUUCUCUGCCCGAAUAAGUGAUUUUUAUUAGAGUCUAUACAUAUGUUUAAACCAGCAAUUGGAUAAAUACUUGCAAACGCAUAAUAUACAGGAAUAUCAUUUUUAUUUAGGGCAAUAGCUUCUUGAUCCAAAUAGAUCUCUUUUGCAUAUUCUUUUGGAUCAACAGCAAAAAAAAAUGUGAGCGAGGCUGAACUUGAUGGACGCAAGUCUCUUUUCAGCUACGUAACUAUGUAUCACGCAGUCCUUUCGCAAGUCAGGCACCGCACGUCAUGAGAAGAGUAGAUGCCACUAACUGGAAGAGAGAUCCGGCAGCCCAGGAUCGACAGGGGACCAAUACAUACACCGUUUUGGGACGUUGAGAAGGUGGAUAGUUAAAUUACCCUGAUGUUCAGAUGGUGGAGCUGCUUUAAGUUGCCCAUUUAUUGGGAAUAUUCAUGCAUACCUGAGAAGAUGAUUUAGUGUGAAGCAGUAUGAAUUGUUCAUUGAAAUGAACACAGUUUGUACUCUGAGAGAGGUGUGUGUGUGUACUAAUGCUACUGUUUGUCUUCAUCUGCUAUGAUCCUUUGCUAUAGUGCUGUAGUUGCCGGCGUUAACACAUUGUGUGUGAAAGCGAUCUAGAUCUUCGUUAUUUUGCUAUCACAGGGCUUGGAAAGUAAAGACAGAGCUUGGUUGUUCAAUCAAGGUUUUUUAUUGUAUCUCUAUCAUACCAUGAAUCAGUUACUGCUGAAUUCCCCAGGGUUCUGCAAGGGGUCUCUGCUUUAUUUGGCUGUAGCGUGGGUGAGCACUGCGAGAGCUGACAGUUAAUGAUUUGGCUUAUGUGAACUAUGCAGCAGCCAGUCACGGUGCUUCUGAAAUCCAUAAUUAAUUCUUAGCAGGAAAUUUUCACGUAUUCAGGAAGAAGACACAGAAAAGCAAUAGGGAAGAGUUUGGCAAUAGUAAAUAAUAAUUGUAAUUACUGUAAUCAUCAAGACUGUUACAUUAAUAACACAAUCUUUAGACCAUUGCUAAGUAAAGAGUCAGAAACCUUGAGCUUUGCACAGAUAAUACAAACAUUAAUUUUCUGCAUUAUGAAUGUGGCUGCAAUGAAGUUGUGCUUUGGGUGCCAGGAGAUUACCUGCUCUUGUCAAACGUCUUGAAAAUAGUUUGACAGAAAACAGGACAUCACCCAUAGACUCAUAACACCAUAACCACUGCUACGUUAAACUGACGCUCUAGGCAAGGUAACCACUACUACUCUCUGUAUUGGUUAGGUUGCCUAGAGUGUCCUAAUGCCCUCCCCUAGUUUAAUGUCAAACUGGGGUCUUGUUCAGAGCUUGCGCUCUCCUUUGCUGCUUUAUCACUGUCAAUUUCAUCAAACAUGGAUUGCUCUGCUUGGCUGAGAUUGCUGGGGGAGCCAUCCAAGCUGGUAGGAAUAACAUAACCUGGAAUAAUGCUGCGUUAUCAAUGUGUCAGAAGGAGUUGACUUUGGGCACCAGGGAGAGCACCAGUUUAAAUAAAAAUGGUGUGGAAUUAAACUCGGGAAGAAUCCAGGACAUUCUAGUCAACAUAACCACUUAAAAAAAUAAAUAAAAUAAAUUAAAGGAACACUAUAGUGUUGGAAACGUAAACCUGUAUUCCUAAAGUUAUAGUGCCCCUGUCCCUAGCUCUACACGGGAAUCCGUGCUUUCCUAUGGGCUUUUGUGUCACAGCUCUCAGCAAUGUUUUAUAUUGUAGGGUUAAAGGCACAGGACACUGCACCCAGACGACUUCAUUGAAGUCAUAUGGGUGGAUACAGUGUUUCUUUAAAAAUGUGACUGUGUUGGUCUUGCUGUUAGCAUUUGUAUGCUGUGUAACAAAUUUGUAUCAAAGUUCCUACCAGCUGAUCAGAACCAAAAUAAAAACUUGAAAACAGAUUUACAGGAUUAAAUUGCAAAUCAUUAAAGGGACACUCCAGGCACCCAGACCACUUCUGACCAUUGGAGUGGUCUGGGUGCCAAUUUCCACCACCCUUAACCCUGCAAGUGUAAUUAUUGCAAAUAGUCUGCAGUUAAUGCACAUCUUGUUCAUUUCAAAUCCAUUGUGGUGGUGUAUAGAGCCAAAAAGAUUAGGAUUGUGUCGAUGUCCCAAUAUUUAUGGACCUGACUGUAACUCCAAAAGGACCCUUAAUGUUAUUAUAAGAUUUUUUUUUUAACCCCUUAAGGACACAUGACCUGUCUGACAUGUCACGAUUCCCUUUUAUUCCAGAAGUUUGGUCCUUAAGGGGUUAAAGGAUUCUUUUCAGAACUGGUAACCCCACCAGCAGGUAACCCCACCAGCAGGGAAUUCCAAGCUGCCAUGAGUUUUCUAAGCUAAUGUCAGCAAUGUGUAACAAAAUCAGUUUGACCAGUGAACUUAAAGGACCACUCUAGGCACCUAGACCACUUCAGCUUAAUGAAGUGGUCUCGGUGCCAGGUCCCUCUAGGAUUAACCCUUUUUUUUAUAAACAUAGUUUCAGAGAAACUGCUAUGUUUAUAAAUGGGUUAAUCCAGCCUCCAAAUCCAAAUCUCAUUGACAGCCGCUAGAGGCGCUUGCGUGAUUCUCACUGUGAAAAUCACAGUGAGAACACGCAAGCGUCCAUAGGAAAGCAUUGUAAAUGCUUUCCUAUGAGAGUGGCUGAAUGCACGCGCAGCUAUUGCCGCGCGUGCGCAUUCAGCCGAAAGGGAGGAGAGGAGGCGGAGAGCUCCCCGCCCAGAGCCGGGCGGGAGGGGAACCAUGAGGGCGGGGGCUCCCUCAGGGCACUAUAGUGCCAGGAAAACAAGUAUGUUUUCCUGGCAAUAUAGUGGUCCUUUAAAACAGCCAUCAGAUAAACAUUACAUAGAAAUAUAUACACUGCACAACCUAUAUAUAGAGAAAUGAAGUGAUACGGCAUUAAUAAAUGAAGCCGGCCCAUAUCUACAUUUUCUUAUAAAAUGCAAAUGCUCUAUGUAGCAUUUUUACCAUCGAUAUCAUAAAAACAAAUGGUCAAAAAAUUGUCACAAUAUCAUGAAUAAAAAUAGGCUGCCUGGUAUGUACACGGUGUUUUCAAGACUACUCCGUACUCAUCGCCGAGAACAAACAUUUGUACAUGCAUUGUAUAUAUAAAUUCCUAGUGGUUAAAGCUUUACAUUCACAGGUUGCUCAUCGUAACUGUUUGAAAAUACAUUGUGGUAAAUGUGUUCAGUGCGGUACAUAUGCAAUAUAUAAUUCCCUCACAGCAAGUCGGAAUCUCUCAAAAUUGGCAAAAUAGUUUCAAGAUUGAAAAAAAAAAAGCAAAAAAAACAAAACCAGUGCACAAAUGAUAAGGACAACAUACCUUGUAUGUCUUUUUUUUUUUUUAUUAAAUACUUUAUUUGUGAUUGAAGCAUUUGACAUAAACAUUGUGUAUAACAGAACAUUCCAGAAUCAUAUGGUGUCACAUAGGUUUCUCUGUGGUAUUACAUCUCGUUUUUUCACAUUACUCAUCAUUGCUUGGCUUUAUGUAUCGUCAAAAUGCAUUCGUUAUUAUGUUAGACAUCUUAACGUGUAUCUAAAACUAUAAUUCAAAGAUUAAAUACCGGUAAUCGAACUUGCAAACAUUAUCUACCGUAUCUUUUGUUUCUGACCACCUGUCCGGCCGGGUCCUUGUUACCCGUUUACCUUGUAUGUCUCUUAAGGAGAGAAAAAUAACAGAUGUUUUGAGACCAACAUAAUCUACUGGAUCCUACCAAACUAACAGAGUAAACUCACAGUCUGUCCAACUUUAACAGGGUCUUUAUUUGUAAGACUUUUGCCACGGUGCCCUGGAACACCCCCAUUACAAGUAUUCCUACUUUUAUAUCACGAUCUGGCGUCUUACUGGUGGUCCCCCCAGGCACCUGUUCCCUCCUCCACUUCAACCUAUAGGGAUUAUGAAUGUGAAUCUGUUUCAGGUAGCAUACUAUACACAGUUUUUUUUGUUUAAUUAAUUUAUGAUACUUGUUUUCUGCACAAUAAUCACUAUAAGCACUUAUUCUGCUUCACUGUCAUAGCAUGCAUUGCAGCGUCAGCCUGCCACUUGGUCUGCAACCUGUGUUCUAGUUUUAUAUCCCAAGGGUUCCGUUGGACUGUGUCUCAUUUUCUAGGUUCCUUCCAUUGUAGUGUUCCUUUUUCUAGACCCUCGCUAUCCUAAUCCUAACACCACUGUCAUUUUCUUCCAUCUUCAUUUUCAUGCUUUCGCGCCUUUUUUAGUUCAGGAAAAAGAAAUUCCGGGACUCGGUCCCUAAAUCUUUCUCUGACUAUGAUUUGGAGUUCUCAAAGGAUCACGAUCUGAGACUGCGUCAGGUGAGAUUAGAUUGAUUGUCCCUGUAGAAUCGUGAUUUAUUACCCAGUUUCAAUGUGGAUCCGUACAAAAGGGGGAAACGAAGCACAGUUAAAGUGUUUUUCUUCAUCCUACCUCCCCAUCUGCCCAGAGGGGUAUAAUACGGCUCAGCAGGGACUGUGCCAGGGGUAGGGAUGACUGGAGACUGCUCACGAUAAUAAUACUUCCCUGACCCUCCUCUCCCAGUUCCCCUGGACUGUCUCUACUACUCCUCUCUUUGACAAGCCUGGUAAAAGCCUAUAACAGAGACACCUGAAAUGAAUUACUCCGUUUCUUAUAUCAGUCCACAUGUGUCUCCAUGUCUGCCCAAAUCAGUCAUGGCUGCUGAGAGCUUCCUUUUACUGGGUUUGCACAGCCAUGCACUAAUUUGCUAUGUAACUGCCCACUAGCUGCUAUAUCUCUCAAUAUUAUGUGUGCAGGUAGAAUGGAUGCCUGAGCGGUGAAAUCCACUGCUCAGUGUGACUGGGACUUCAGGGAAGGAGUAGUGGAGACAGGGCAGGGAGACACUGGGACUGUGGGAUAAUAUUGUUCGAUUAUUUCUGUUGUGUGAUGAUCAGUCAGUAGCUGCACAUGACACUAAUAGUACUUAGAGAGGAUUUUGUGUGGGUUACCAGGUGUGUGUUAGUUUGAGGAUGUGUGUAUGUGGCUUAGUGUGUAAUAUUAUAAUAGAAUAUAUGUCUAUGUAUGAGUGUGUGUGUGUGUUCACAUUCAGUGUGCACAUACAAUUAAGCACACAUAAUGUUUCCACGUAUAUGUUUGUUGUCCCCAUAUAUUCACAGAAGUAACGUGUGCAAGUGUCGUGCGUCAAAGUGGAAGUGAAAAUUCCACUGGGAUGUGGUUGGGGAACCCUCAAAUUCUUACAUAGGGGCCUACUAUACAUUAGGUCUGCCAGACUGCCACUUAUCAGAUUAAGGUCUCACUGCUGGGUUUUAUCUCCCCCCCAUAAAACCUCUUUAAAAUUCUUGCACAGCACUAGUGUAAUAAAUUAAUUUAACUCCCCCAAAGGUAUAGCAGAUUACAAUAUCUCCUCUCCCACAGUACCAGUGUACAGUACCUGUACAUAGUUACAUAGCUGAAAAGAGACUUGCGUCCAUCAAGUUCAGCCUUCCUCACAUUUGUUUUUGCUGUUGAUCCAAAAGAAGGCAAAAAACCCAGUCUGAAGCGCUUCCAAUUUUGCAACACACUAGGAAAAAAUUAUUUCUUGACCCAAAAAUGGCAGUCAGUUGGAUCAAGCAGCUAUUACCCCACUAAUUAGAAAUUAUAUCCCUGUAUGUUAUGUUUUUGGAAGUAUUUAUCCAAUUGCUGUUUAAACAAAUCUGUAGUAAAUGUAUAUUUGUGGACACUAAGUCCCAUGAUCCCUAGUCCAAAGUGUAGCAGUAGGAGUUGUGAUAUAGGAACAGAUUGUUAACCUGCUGUAUACUUCAAAUCAGAUUUUAACGUCAUUAGAAGAAUUUCCCUAAACAGCAGUGGUUUCCUGUGAUCUAGCUUAGUUGGUUAAUGCGUCAGUACUGCUCUGAUCCUCUAGGUUUCAGUUCACAGCGUAGCCAUUUCAGCCUUUCAACUUUCUGAGGUCGAUAAAAUGAGUGAGUUGCACAAUAAUAAAACUGGAUCUAUCUAGAAAUAAAGGGGUUAUCUCAAUGUACCAUUAUUGGUAUAAUUAUUAUUUUAAUAUAGAUUGAAUGUCUAGAAUUUUUAGGGAGUUAGCUAACAGGGAUGUUUUCAGGUACAGGUUGGCCAAACGCAGGCACAGACGAUCUUCCAUCUGUACCAUUCUUGCUAUUAUACUCAUUGUCCAUUUAUUUUAUGUCCUUGCAAAUAUUUGGAUUGGAUAACCUUUUAUUCAUGUGAUUUAUAUUGCGACCACGAGUGCAAGCUGAAUUGCAGUGGGUGGUAAAUGCAAUUUUAUUAUUGUACCAAACAUUACGAUAUUUCCAAUUAUUCAAUGUAUAAGAUUAUCAGAGGUUGUACUCCAUCUGCUUAAAAAAAAUAAAAUGCUCCAAUUACCAUAACCACUGCAGUGCUCUGUAGCAGUUAUUGUGCUAGGAGGUCCAUGCCCCCAGUCUAAAUAGUCAAACCUUUUGCGAACGGUUUGAAUUUUUUAUCUGGUGUCCUCUGGGCGGUGGUUCCUGCUUCUCACCUUCUGGUAUUGAGAACCGGAAGGGCCUGCUAGGACCUUGGGGGUUCUAAGGCACUCUUGGCACCAUCACUACUAAACGCUGGUGGUUUUGCUCUUUAGAGUGUCCAUUGUAGUUAGGUUUUUGUUUUUCUUACAUGACCCAGUAAAACAAACAGCUAUGUGAGAUUUUGGGAAAAUUAGGAGCUGGGUUCCAUCCCUGUACAUAUAUUUCAUUUCUUUUCUAUGUGAGUGGAGAUGGAUGUGGGCUAAGAGAGACUGUGGAUAGUUAAACGAGACAUUAUUGAUAUUGGCAUUAUUUCAUAGCUAAACAAUGAAGGAUAAUAGACAUCCACACUUUUAAGUGCACAAUAAAAGUAGCAAAGAAUAGGACAUCAAGAAAUAUUGUUCCUAAUUAAACCAUUUUGUGUUUAGCUAUUAGUCUUCAUCUCAUCGUUUAUAUUGUCCUGUCAACGCUAUUCUCAAGUGCUGUAAUUCUGCUUUAGUUUGUAGUAUAUUUGAAUUAACACGGAAUAAAACAAUGAACGUAUAUUACUGAACAACGUUUAAGUAUAGUAAAUACAAUCUAAUUGGUAUAUCAUGCUGUCUCUGGUUUUAUCCUGUAUUUAGAAACUUGGAGAGGUGGUGGUAAAGUUCUUGGAUCGGGAUCUACAGCCUUCGUGCCAGGUGGCCUGCUUGGAAACGAUUCGUAUCCUAUCCAGAGACAAGUAUGGGUUGUCCCCCUUCACCAGCCGCUCUGCAAUGCAUACCUUGGCCAAAUAUGCAGGUCUGGACUACUCAGAUGAGUUAGAAGUUCCUCGAAUCCCAGAUAGUGAGAGCGUUGUUGAAGCUCUGAAGGGGCUGUGUAACAUUGUAUACAACAGCGUGGAAGCCCAAGAGGUGGCCACAGACCUGCGUCUAGUGUGCGGCCUAGCUCGCCGUUUAAAAUUAUACAAUGAAACCCGAUCGUCUCAUGAGUGCAAAUUCUUUGACCUUCGUCUUCUCUUCCUCCUUACUGCCCUGAGAGUGGAUGUGCGUAGGCAGCUGGCAAGAGAGCUAAGGGGCAUCAGUCUUCUCACCGAUGCUUUGGAAAGUACCCUUGCUCUGAAGUGGUCCGACAUUUAUGAGGUUGUCACAGAUCGACUUGCUCCACCUUUGGGAAAAGAGGAAACAGAGAGGGUGAUGGAAAUCUUGAAGACCCUCUUCAAUAUCACUUUCGAUAUCAGCCGCAGGGAAGUAGACGAGGUGAGGUGCGGGUAAGGCAACCUAGAGUGAUUACAAUUGGUCUCAGCCAAUCACUGCCAAACAUAUUGGACAGAAUUGAUAUAGUUAAUGCUAACGUGUUAAUUUUGCAAUACAUAUGCGACUCAAGAGGGAAUGAGCUACGGGUGCUAAGCAGAGAACCCGUUGUUUUCAAACUGCUCCAAAACUGAGAAAAAAUAAUGCGAUUGCGCCCAUACUUCCUUCACACCAUAAUCACUAUAAUGAGCUGUAUAUUUACAGUGCCUUCUGAAUUAAGCUUGUUGCAUUGGUUGUUUACCAAAGGACACUAGAAACCCGUACAGAAAUUAAUAUUGAUGACGUAAGUAUUAUUCCACGUUAUCAAUGUAGCCAAAAUAGGGAGGCCCCUAGGGUUGGAGAUGUGCCCCAACUUGCGUCAAAACAUUACAAACAGUUUGAUAUAAAACCAUAAAAGCUGCCCGACCAAAAAUCCUCCCAUUUCCCCUUUCAUAUUCUUUAACGACAGAAAUGAUUCCACAAAUUAUGAAUCAUACAGUUCAGAUUUCCUUAUGAUUCAUCAUUUUCACUCUAAUUUCUGACGUAAACAGUUUUUUUUAUUUUUAUUUAUUCAAGUGUGUAUUGUCAGGGGGGGGAAGAAACAUUUAAAAAUUUUAGAAUUAAAAACAUAGACUUCCCCCCCCCCAAAUAUGGCUAUUUUGGUCUUAAUUAGAAAUUCACUUUGAAUCUCUGACAAUUUGCACCUUAGUGAAUAAUUCUAUUUAUAUAUUUUUUAGUUUUUCUUGUUAGUUUUGUAAGGAUUCAUCCUUUUGAAUGUGCAUGAAUAUAAUCCUUGCAAAGCGUGCUUGUAAAAAGCAUUUACUUGAUACUCAGUCAGCCUUGAGAUAGCUUUGUUAAUGAACUCUCCAUCCUGUAGUAAUGAUAAAUCACUAAUCAUUUAUAAAAAAAAUUAUAUUACCAACAGGAAGAUGCAGCUCUCUAUCGCCACCUAGCGGCUAUUCUCAGGCACUGUCUAAUCAGGCAGAGUGAUGGGGAUGACAGAACAGAAGAGUUUCAUGGGUAAGAUGGAUAAAAUAAGGUGUUAGUGGUUACUGCUCCCCCUGUAUCAUUAUAGAAUUUUAAGUCUUAUCCCCAGCAGGCUCAGCUCAAUCUCUCAUUCUUUUGAAAUUGAUGAAAUGGACACUAAUCUAUGCUUCUGGCUCAAUAUGGCCACACAGAGAGCGCAAGGUUAGGGUUCACUGAAAAGAGAUAUGUGUGAAUAAAUAUAUAGUCAUCACAAAAUAGUGCACACAGGCUACAUUACACGCAGUCUAGAUCAGAGCCUAAGUGGGUGGGGGGUGAGGUGCCAGGUAUGCGACUUGUGUCACCACUGGUGAUGCCCAAAGAGGUCAACCCUACUUAGGACAGACUCCUGAAGCUUGCUGAGGUCACCAGGGAUGACCUUUGGGAACACAAGGGAGCAAACCCAGGAAAGUGAGAGAGAAGCUCUGAUUGAGGACCGUCCCAUCAAAUACACGGAAGUUAAGUAGCACUAAAUAUCUUUCAAAUGUUGAGAUAUGACAUUCUUAUACAGGUUCUAUAUGAGACGUAGCGUGGAUUGGAAGAUAACAGGAGAUUCCAUUUUGUUCUGUUUUCAGGCACACCGUGAACCUGCUGGUUAAUCUGCCUCUCAUGUGCCUUGAUGUGCUGCUGACACCCAAAGUCGAGCUUGGCUCGGUGGAAUACAUGGGGAUGAAUAUGGACACAGUAGAGGUUCUCCUUCAGUUCCUGGACAGGAGACUAGACAGGGUUAGUCACCUUCCACAAAGUCCACCAUAGAUUGCAACCGUACCUCAGUGGAAAAGGCAGCUUUUCUUUUAGAAUUUUCUGUGCCUUGCAUCUGAUUUAAAUUUCAUCUUGCAUCUCGUUUAGGGAAAGUAAUUAAAAUAGACUCUAUAGUUUAUUUACUAAACAGUAAAUGAGGACUAAUGCAUCUAUUUAAUCUUGUUGGAUACGUUUUUUUCCAUACAAUUUAAUCUUUUUAGACAAACCUUUAAAAUAAUUUUUUUCAGCCUAUUAAAAUAUCAUAAAAAUAUAAUGUAGAAAAAUAUAUUAAAAAAAUCACAAAAUUUUAAUAUUUUUCAUUUUUGGAAAAAGGUAUCUACAGCUGCCUUGACCUAAAUCUUCCAUGUUGUUUUGCCUGUCUUAGUCUGGUUAGGCUGUAGUGAGGCCGGUUGUUGUAGACGGCUCGCUUUUUGCCACGUGAGACUGUCCUUGAACGGCCUUGUUCCCUAAAAUAUACAUCUACAUUAAUUUUGAAUAUUGGUUUUAUACUGCAGGGCCACAAGUUAAGAGAGACACUGACACCCGUCCUGAACCUGCUGACUGAAAGUUCACGUGUCCAUCGAGAGACGCGAAAAUUCCUCCGUGCAAAGGUAAGACUGAACUGGGUUGCUUCAUUAGAUGGACCUUGUCAGAAACCAGAUAGCCUACCCAUUAAUUUCCCCUCUCCCUCUUUUUUUUUUUUUUUUUUCUUUUUCCUGUAUUCUUCCAUUAACUUUACCCCUCUCUCAGAUAUGCUUUAUUGAUGAGUCAACUGAAUUCCUUCGUUGGAAGCGCAUUUGUCAUGUUAUUUGCAUCAUAAAUGUUCGCAUGGUAUAUGGAAUGACUCCCUACUUUGUUCCACCCAAUUUAAACAUUACCCAGGUGUAUAAUAAAAGAGGGUAUACAAGCCAUUAUUCACAUAUAUAUGAGCUAACAGUGAAUAGACACUUUUGGACUGAUCUCUGAACUAUAAUUUUUACUUUCUACCUAAACUGAUACUGUGGACCAUUUUUUAUGCACUGAUACAGUUUAUAUUUAUCUAGUAAGAUACAUUUACUCAGCUGUGACUAAGGUCUGUUUUUUAUUUAUCUAUGUUGCUUUGAUACUAUGUAUGCUACUAGCUAAUUCAUCUAUCUAUAUUCUUUUACAUAUAUAUCUAUAUAUAUAUAUAUAUAUUUUUUUUUUUUUUAAUACUCUUUGGGUGUUGGUAUCCACUCCUGGUUAGAGCAAGUAGACUGGUUUCUCUCUGCUUUUUAUCUUUUAUUGUGUAUCUAUUUCAACCUAGGGUGUGGGUUGUCUUACCAGUUGUUUAGUGGAUAUACCCCCUUUCUUUAAUACCCCCUUUCUUUAGACCAUUACUUUUCCUUCCUAUUUAUCCAAGAGGAAGUAUUUCCCCUUGGUUUCUUUUAUAUUACCCAGGUGUAUGUAUGGCAAACCAUGAUAUGCUUUGCUAUACCAGAUGAUGGCACGUUGAAUGUCGGGUCUCAAAAAGGAGAUGUUGUGUAUAUGUUUGCUCGAUAGCAGCAAGGUAUAGCGAUAAUAUGCAAUAAAUACACUCAAUAAUGCAAUAUUGAGCAGAAUUGUUUUGCCUUUCACAAUAACUUGUUAUGGUUUAAUUUCAUGAAAAAUAUUUUUCAGCCAUCGUAGAUACAUAUUGGCAUGUUUUUUUCCAGGAUAUAAACUCCUUUCAACCUUUGCAGGUUCUUCCACCUCUUAGAGAUGUGAAAAACCGUCCCGAAGUGGGAAACACGCUUCGCAAUAAGCUAGUGAGACUGAUGACUCAUGUAGAUACGGAUGUCAAGCACUGUGCCGCUGAGUUCCUGUUUGUCCUUUGCAAGGAAAAUGGUUAGUGAUUGCUCCAGCUAACUUUGUAGAUGCAGACUGCACAGCUAGUAAAGAAUAGAAUGGAGAUUAGACCCUUAGUGCGAAUGUCAAGUGUCUGCUUAACUUGUAUUCUAAUUGGGUAGUUACUCACUCAAGUAAGAAUUGUAAAACAUUCUAAGUAAAUUCCAAGUAAAUUUCAAAUUUAGGACCUGGAUUGACCUGAGUCACAGACUGUGCAUGCACGGCUAAUUUCUCUCCAGACAGAAAAAUACUUAUAAGUGAAUCAGCUUUGCAUAAGCUUUUGUAGCCAUAGUGUGGGUACGAUCAGUUUACUGAGCAUCCCCAUAGCAGAUAAAAGGAGGAGGACCACGCGUGCGGGCAAGUACGGUGGCCCUGGACACCCUUUCUUUAAACCCAGCCUAGGCCACUACUCUAGCUGUGCCAAAACUUUUUGGGAGUCUGUAUCAGGUGCAGACCACGGUAAUCAUUUACUUGCGAUCAAGCACUCAUGGCAACCUAGGUCGUCACAGCACAAAUAUUUUCCAGUCGGUCUGCCUAUUCUUGGCAGAUCCAUCAUGUGCUUCUGGACACAAUGUACUUUUUCUUGCUUGAUUGGCAUCACAUGAAAAGUGUUGCAUUGCAGGAAUGCAGUAAUUACGUGCUGAUGGCAAUCGAUAAUUGGAUCAAAGCAGAAUCAAAUCAAAGUUGUUCUUGAGUUAUUGACUUUUUUUUAUUUAUGCAGCAUUUGAAUUCCGUAUACUGCAGAGUAGAAAUUUAUGUAUGCUGCCAAUUAGCACAUUGAGAUGAUCUAUGUCCAGGAAAACACUAAAAUGUGAAUUGUGAGGAAUUUUAAAUUUUAGCCCCAAAUAAGUGAACUAAAAACCUAAAAUCUAUGUUUACUAGCUUCCUAUGCUCCAAAAUGUAUGUGCUCCUCCCCAAUUAAAGUCUGUGCUCCUAAACCUUCUGGCACAAACAGUUGUAGAUGAAAGGAAAAUGCCUUCAGAAGAGGGGAUAAAUCUCUGUGGAGGACGUUGCAAACUCCCCAACUGUGACAUCGCUGCUGGUGGCCCGAGGGUAGGUAAAGGUGAGUUUACUUACCUGAACUUGUCCCUCGCAUGCGCUGCCUGCUUGAUCCAGUGUGGUCCUUCUUGGCGCUGGCAUCACUGCUGUGCUCUCGCGCAUGCAUAAAGAUACAGCAUGGAGGUCUAUGGGGGAUUCCGCAAAUCCACGGGGAAUCCUCUAGACACGGCCAAUUCCCUGCUGUCCUCGCGGACGACGGCUGCAGGGGAAAUACAGAGGGGAAAUACAGAAACAAAGUGGUCCCUACUUUGUCUCUGUAUAUCACUUGACUGGGUUGGAAUUUCUGUGAAACGGGGGGUGACCGUGCCAUUUUAAAAGAAAGCUUGGAAUAGACACACAGCAUUACUUAGGAGGAACCCAAAUCAAGUGUCGUGCUUUUGCUUUCAGAAUAGAAAUUGGCAGACCAGGUCGACUAAUUUUCAGUCAUCAUCAGAAAAAAAUCUAUGUUUUUGUGUGUGGUUUUUAUCAUUCUAGUGUCGGGGUGUCUACUGUGUAGAGAGCUCAGCACAAUGUACCUAUACUUUUAUAUGUGUCAUAAAUGUGUGUAAUUAAAUGGUCUACCAUUUUCCUUUCUUGGGAUUUAGUGUCUCGUUUUGUUAAAUACACUGGAUAUGGUAAUGCAGCUGGUUUGCUGGCAGUCAGAGGUCUUUUGGCUGGUGGUCGUGGGGAAGGUCAUUAUUCUGAGGAUGAAGACACUGAUACCGAGGAGUACAGAGAAGCAAAACCCAAGUGAGUACAAUAUAACAUAUAGACUUUAAGAUCAUUCUUCAAAAUGUUGCAAGAUAAUACUCUGAAAAAUUCACUUUUAUAGUCUCUGAAAUGGAACUUUACAUUUAUUAGCUACAAGGAACAUUAGGCAACAAGUACUUUGAAAUUCUUUGAAGGAACCUUUGGAUUUAUUUGCUACGGAUUCUAUUUGCAAUUUUCUUCAUGGUUCAUUUUCAUCUCUCAGCAUCAUCCAAUUCUCUCAGCAUCAUCCAAUUUAAUUAACUGAUCAACUUAGGUCUUACAACUUUGAACUCUUUAAAUCUCAUGCCAAAUGUAUCUGAAGUCUCCACAAUUGUUGUAGUUCUGGAGGAUCUUCAGCAGUUGGGGUCCAAGGAGAACUCUCUCUCUCACUUAAGCGGUUAAGCAAUUUGGUUAAAACAAUGUAAUUGUGCAUUCAUAUAUUGGGUCCUGCAUUGACUUGAUUGCUUAAUAUUGCGUUACAGAGUGGUCAACUGAUAUUUUGUUAUUUCUUAAUAAAAACCUGUUAUCCAACUUGUCCACACUUGGCUGACAAACUUUGCUCGAUUCUUCAAAGUUCAGGUGAAAUUUUAUUUCAACAUAGUUUCUUUGACUAUCUUAGUUGUGUAUUUGUUUGCCAUGUUUGGAAAUAAACGUGGUGUGAAUCAAUUAUUUUUACAAGUACCAUUUUUCAUGUCUCCAUCCACUGUGGAUUUACUCUUUAUCUAUUUUAAUAUGCACUAUAAAGCCAAAAGUAUGUUCACACCUAUUUGAGCUUUCUAGAAAUCCCAUUCCUAAACUAUGUUCAUCAAUAAGGGGCUUAGCCCCCCAUUGCAGGUACAACAGCUACCACUAUUCUGAGAAUUUGUGUCCAGUCCUCUAAAAGAGCUUUUUUGAGGUCAUCCGUUAAUGCUGGACAAGAAAACUUCGCUCAGAAUCGGUGUUCCAAGUCAGUUGAGUUCAGGUCAGGGCUCUGUGCAGGCAAUUCAAGUUUAUUUACAUCAAACUCCUCAAACCAUAUCCUCAUGGACCUUGCUUUGUGGACAGGGGCACAGUCAUGUUGGAAAAGGAAAGUGCCUUUCCCAAACUUUUACCAGAAAUGUAGAGCACCCAAUUUCCUAAAACUUUGUUACACCCUAUGAUCAUUAUUCCUCCUCCACCGAACUUUAAAGUAGGAAGUAUGCAUUGUCUUCGGCAGAGAAUCCGGCCUGCAUUUCAUAUCUGGAUUGCCCUUUUUGGUGGCACAAGUCUGAUAUGCAAACAGCCUAGGUCCUCUUUGUAAUGGCACAAGAUAAGCUAAAACUAGCUUGAGAGCUGAGCAGGGGUCCAACAAAUUUAUUUGAGGUGUUGUCCUUUCUCAGUAUUCUCUUGCAUCCAUUUUUCUUUUUUCUUCUUCAACUCUCUAUAUUUAAAGGUAAUUCAGACCUUGCUCACAGUGCCUCGAGGGGUAUCUGCUAUACCUCGCUGAUGAGGCCUAACCAGGUCAAAACAAAUGUCUGGGGUUGCUGUAUGUCACCAAAGGGAAGCUACUUGAGCUGUUGUCCAUUUUCAGUAUUGUCUUUCACCCUGUUUUUAUUUUUAAUUUUUUUUAUUUUUUCAGUUUUUUGUUUUCAUUUCCUCUCCCAUGAUAUAGUGUAGUUUAAAUAACUCCCCAAAGCGUUGUAGAUAAGUGUUUCAUAAGGUUUUUAUCUACAAUGUUUUGUAUGUACUCUCCAUAGCUUACCUAUUGUCACUGACAUAAAAAAUAUUUUAAUCUUCUAUAAUCUACUACUCUACUUUUUUUUUCUGCAGUAUUAAUCCUGUGACCGGGCGCGUUGAAGAAAAACUGCCGAACCCUAUGGAUGGAAUGACCGAAGAGCAGAAAGAAUAUGAAGCUAUGAAGCUGGUCAGCAUGUUUGACAAAUUAUCGAGGUGAGGCACCAGCAUACUACGGAAGCCAAUCAUAGCUUGAUCUGUGGUUUUCUACCCGUUUUGCUAACCAUUUAACAUUCACAAAUUGGCUAAAUUUACUUUUUUUUUUUUUUAUAACUGCAGUGUAAAUGUCAUUAUUUUAUUGAUGCAGGGAACAAAUCAUCCAACCAAUGGGAGUAACGUCUGAUGGAAGGUUGAAGCCACUAGAUGAGGCUGCCCAGAAGAUGAUACAGCAACAAGAGUCAUCUGACUUGGACUCUGACUCAGACUAGGACAUCUCUAGCGAUGGGCAAAUAAUCCAGAAUCCGAGCCAAGCACAAGCCAAGCCGGAGAGGGAGAGUACAAGAAACCGUUAUACAGACACCACUACACAUAAGGAAUUUUAAAUCUAGAUUACUGUAGAUGUAUCUCAGAGACCUCCGCUAUAGAGCAGUCAAAAGGACACUCGUAGUGUUACAGGCUCCUUCUGGGGACACUCCCAGGCAGAGAAGACUUUGAAUGUUUUUUAUCUGUUUGAGAGAUCACAUGUCUUUGAAAGACUUGCUGUUGAGUGCUUGCUGCACUGCUUAGAUAGAUGUCUUUUUCUAUGUAGGGAGCCUUCUCACCAAGUUACGAAGAAUGAAGAAGUCCUUCGCUGGUGUUAAUGCACACAAUUUAUUCUCCAUUUCUGAGAGCAUACUAAAAAAAAUACAAAUAGCUUAAAUAUGUCUUGUCAUUAUGACAUGAUGUUAGUUUUUCCCCUAUUUUUAAGGUCCGGAAUUACUUGUAUACGGCUCAGCAUUACAUUGGCCAUGGGCGUCCAGUUCACCUCUAAUGUCCAUAAAAAAUUGUUGACCACCUUCAUGUGUUUAUAUUGAAGGUGUUUCACUGACUUCUAAGAGUUCCAUUAAUAGAGUAUUAUAAUACAGGUAGAGCAAUGGAUGUUUCCUUGUUACCCUACGUGACUGCUGUGCAUUAUAGCAAGUGAUGUUUUAUUACAUUAUCCAUAAGACAGAUACCGUGUUAUUCAAGUGUAGUUCCCCUACAUUUAAGGCACUAAACGUAGUAAAGGGUCUGUCAUUCGAGAGACAGGAAAAACAUAUAGACAUGUGAAGAUGAAGUUUCACCAGACAUGACCCACCUGUGGUGUUUGACAAACUAUUGUCCUACACAUUCAGUCAUGGGCCAACAGAGAAUUAUGAAGGUCAUAGAUAAACAAUUGCUUGAAAUCCAAAGUUAACACCCCUUAUUAGGUACCAGCUUCAUUCCCCCUAUCGUAAAUUAUUGGAUGUUUUAUUGAUUAAGCCUCUCAAAUUCUAAAUGUCCCUGACCAAAAACUAUUUCUAAUACCGCCUCUUCUAUUUAAUAUUGAGUUACUGUGAAGGAUCUUGACUGUUAAUCUAUUAUACUGCCAUUUUCCUAUAUAUUUGGUGAAAACACAUUUUAAAUAUCAAAAGAACGCAACCUUCUUUGAACAUAUAUCAAGUGACUGUAAUCUAAAAACAAAUAUCUUUAUAGAAAGAACAACCAAAGGACUCCAAAAGUUCUACUGCUUUUUGUACAGGUAGCAGGUUGCGAUAUAUCAUUGUGUUUUGUUUUUUUUCUCUUUCAAAUGGUUUUGUCAUUACCAACAGGUCUAAUCACUAACGUGAGACUUCAAAGUGAAGUGUAGCGACACUGAAAGCACAGUUGACUUAGAGAAUUUUUUCCAUUUCAGCCACUUUUACAUAAAUUGUAAAAUCACCAUGAGAUUCAUACUUUAGUGAUUAGCACUGUAUACUUUUUAUCCAAAAAAACUGCUGAUCUGAUGUGGCUGAUGAAGAAUUCAAGAUGAGUUGACCUUUAGUAAGUAUGUAACGCUCUCAUGGUUGUUCAAUAAAGGAUGAAUUAUCAGAAAUUACUUCUAGGCGAAUAGGGCCAAACUGAAUACAUAACUCCAGUUCAGCCGAUUUUGUCCUAAAUUUGUAAAUUUUAUUUGAAUUGACUUUUUGAAAUUCUGGCAAUCCACAAUUUAGUUUGCAACCCUGUUAGAGUGUCAGAAGGAUGAGCAAGGCACUUAUAAUAGUGAUAAUUGUCAUGCGAUGAUGAUUUUCUAAUUCAGGUUUGCACUGAUUGCAAUCGUGUGCCGGUGUAUUUAUGUUUUGUGUCUUCCUGUGUUAAGAGGUUCUAUUACCAUUUCCUUUUAGCGGAUCAGAGCUAAGUUAAAAAGAAAUAUGCGGAUACUAUCACUUUUUAAUCUGCUUUAAAGAUUUCUCCAAUUAAAAUAAAAGCAAAAUUACUGAGAAUGAUGAAGGUUUGUAAUUACUAUUUUAAUUUUGUUUUUCUCUUGUGCUGUUAAAAUAUUUCAUGAGCUAAUUCAGAGUCACAUUUUCCAAGGGGCCAAUGGACUAAAAUGGGAAUUGUGAGGGAAAAGUCUCCUCUGUUUUCCGAUUGCCAAAAAUUUGAAUUCUCUUUUAAUUCCGGACAGUUCAUAGUGGGGUGAAUAAACAUCAGGGUUCAUUGAUUUAAAGUCCCCUGCAGUCAGGACUGGGGGGAAAGCAAAAGUUAUUUGCUAAUUUUUAUUUCAGUAUGUCUAAUUAUAUACCGCUCUGUCUAUAACCCAAUCUUAAAACUGUUCAAUAAUUAAAUAGAAAACUGAAUUGCAAAACUGAAACUACACAAGCUGAACUUUGGCUAUAUCUUUGUUGAAAGAUUUUUUUUUUUUUUUCAAAUUCAGCAAAUAUUGCCUAUAUUUUGCAGUUUGGAAUACGCUCCCCAAAAAUUGGAGUUUAUUGAAUGCAAUUAGAGACAUAGGGGCUCGGUGAGUGUUGGCUUUACAGAAGGGUGAGUCAGUUGGUAGGUAGGUAUGUUACUGGGCCAUGCAAAAGCUUGGCUGAUACUGCGUGCAUUUCAUAAAAGAUUGUCCACUUAAAUGCACGUGGUUCAGAUGGAAAAUAAACUAUUCUCUCAUCUUGUGAAGCCUAGUACAAGGAUAGCUAGUAAACUGGAAAUGUAGCUGGUUUGGUGACUAAAAAUAAUAUUUCUAAUACUUAAGCUAUAGUCUAGUGCAGGGGUUCUACAAACUGAGGUCCUCCAGAUGUUGCUGAACUACAACUCCCAUGAUUCUUUGAAUGAAAUAGCCAGAUAAUCGUCUAGGUUGUAGUUAAGGAACAUCUGGAGGGCCAGAUUUUGUCGAACCCUGGUCUAGGGCUUGGGCACCCGGGUAACACCCAGUUUUUAUCAAACAGUUACAUAGACCUGAUUGAUGGUGCCCGUAUCCUACUAGCACCAUAACUACUACAAAAGAUUAUAGCACUUAUGGUGCAUAGACUGCCCCUUUAAGUUAGUUUGACAUGACCUUUUUCUAGGUAAGUUAAGCCGUAUAUAUUAUGUUACAUCGUGACCAAUAUUGGUCUCGCUGGUUUCUAUGGCCAAAAUACUUUAGAGUGUUGAACUACAGUCAGGAUCUUAUUAUAAUAAUACUAAUAAUAUAUUUAUUAAAUACAAACCUAUUCGACAGAGCUGAAAAAUAACAAGACAACAUUCACAAGUCAUUUUGACAAAAUAAGUGUUAAGCACAUAACAGCAGAAGAUCCUGUUCACUAGAGUUUACAAGACAGAGGAUUUUAAUCCUUUUACAGCACUGAUUUCUGCUUCUACAGUAAGAGUCCAUGAUGUCCCCUUGACCAUUGAAUUGGCACAGUGGACUCAUCUUAUUCCUCAUGGUUUUUUGGCGGAUUUCACGGUGACGGUGGAAUUGCACAUAACUAAACACCAAUAAAUUAUUAUUGUAUUCUUUAAAUGACUGACUCUAGCGGUUUUGUUUAAAAAUAUGUAGGUGUGUGUUGUGCCUAAUCAUUAC